This is a messenger RNA of Lentinula edodes (shiitake mushroom), 1671 nucleotides long. RefSeq lists its product as uncharacterized. The coding region runs from base 1 to 1671 and encodes 556 amino acids. The record is from RefSeq and is a predicted model, not a curated record. The transcript is spliced from 13 exons. NCBI's taxonomy places the organism in Eukaryota, Fungi, Basidiomycota, Agaricomycetes, Agaricales, Omphalotaceae.
AUGGUCAAUCAAGUCAGUCAACUCAAAGCUGCAGCUCAGCUGCUUGCUAUCUUUUAUGGAUUGACAAUCCUAGCUUGGAGACUACUCCGUCGAUACCUCUUUAAUCGCUCCUCCGGCAUCCCCGAGAUUGAGAACAUAGGGAAGACACGUUUUCCAGAGCAGAGAUUGGAUGGGACAGCAUUGAUAUGCGGUGGGAGCAUCGCCGGACUACUCGCAGCACGAAUUUGUUCCGAAUUUUUCGAGCAUGUCAUCAUUGUCGAGCCUGAAGAAUGGUUGACCAGUGAAGAUGGUAUGCGUAGAUUCGCUUGGGAGCAAGAGCACAAGCGCACGCGUGUCAUGCAAUACCAAUCGCUACACGGCAGCCAAGCCCUCUUGUAUGCCGGACUUCGAAAACUAUUCCCCGACCUCGCUGAACAGUGUCGAUAUUCAGGAAUAGCUAUUUAUCCAGCAGACAGGAAAAUGAAUUUUGCAGGAACGCUCAUCCCAGCUCCAGUUGAAUCGUAUCAUGGGCAUCUGCCGGAAACACUUGUUUCCAGUCGAGCGGGCCUGGAAACACUUUUGAGACGGUUGGUACUUGGCCGAGGCAUUUACCGCAACAUUGUGCAAAUAGCUGGAACGGUCACUGGACUAUCGCCACAUUCUGAUGACCCCUCUCGUAUCGGUCGAGUCAAGAUUCGGCGGACGGACUCUCAGAUCGAAGAGCUUGAUGCCAACUUGGUGAUUGAUUGUACCGGAGUAACACGAGCAGGAGUCAAAUGGCUGUCUCAAGCAGGCUACGGCAGCACUGAUGUCAACAUCGACGGUAAACUAGACCUUAAAGACGCAAAGAUAUCGUUCGACCAGAAAUUACAAUAUUCCAGUCUUAUAUGCGACGUCACCCCCGAUACUUUGAAAAAGUUACCGAUUCCCAAUGAUCAAACAACCGAGACCAUGUUCUUUGGGUUCUGGGAAGACGAUCCUAACAAUGGUCGCCGAUUUUUCGUCAUGACCAAGGUAGACGGUGACCGAAUUGUGAUCUUUGUCGGCCAAUCAAGCGACGAUCCUGUAAAAUACGAGUCUCUCAACGCCAUGCGAUCAUUGAUACAGGAUCUCAAGACUCACAAGAAUCCGAUCCCGGGAUGGGUAAUUGAGACCAUUGAUAUCAUCGAGGCAUCUCAACCGGAGGUUCAUUCUUCCCAGCUUCGCAUACCCCCCACAGCUUAUAUCCGAUAUCAUCAAACGGUGAACCUACCAAGUAAUUUUGUAGCCCUUGGAGAUAGUGUGUCAUCUGUGGAUCCUUUAUACGGCCAAGGAUGUACCAAAGCUUUAUUGGGUGCGGUUGCGCUUCACAAAGUACUCUCUGCCAAAACACAAGUGGACACCAAAGAACUACCUGCGGACUUUUCAGAACAGUUCUUCAAGGAGCACUCCAAAAAGACAGACAAUUUCUGGCAGCUCACUCAUCUAUUGGAUUAUGGUAUUCCUAGUACUACACCAUUGCCAGGAGAGGACCUUAAAGUGGGCCGUUUGUUGCGUUGGUAUUUGAGAAGAGUUCAGAUUCUUGCCACAAAGGAUGCACAAGCUGGACGGGCCUACUGGGAUGGAGUCAUGGGGUUUGGCACAUCUGUUGAUAUUUUCCAUCCAUUCAUUGUGCUGAAGACUCUUUUCAAUACCUUGAUUGGAGGAGAAUAA